UCAGCUGAUGGUCACGUGACUAUCACAUGAUCAGUAUAUUAUGACACAGGCAUCGGUGUUGUGUUUUAGAUCAGGCUAAACGAACGCGAAAACAAUGCGGAGUGCUGUUUUUGUUCUGAGCUUAAUUUGGCUCGUCAGUGGAGAGCUGCUUGAGGCUGAUCAAGAUGCUUCUGUGCCUGAGGACUGGAUUCUGGUGGGACGUGUGGGAUCUUUGGAGGAAGUGGAACUUACAUUUGCACUGAAGCAGCAGAAUGUUAACCAGAUGGAGGAGUUACUGAAACUAGUGUCAGACCCGGAUUCACAUCAAUAUGGGAAGUAUCUGAGUUUGGAAGAAGUCGCUGCUCUUGUUCGGCCAUCUCAGCUGACCGAGAAAGUAGUGCAGAAUUGGCUCCAGAGUCAUGGGGUCAAAAACUGUCACACGGUUGUUACACAGGACUUCCUUCAAUGUGUCAUGACUGUGCAGGUGGCUGAAAAAUUGCUCCCUGGCACUAAAUUUCAUCGUUACAGGAGAGGUUCAAACACUCUGUUGAGAUCAACAUCUCUGUACUCCGUUCAUGAAGAUGUGCAUCAGCAUCUAGACUUUGUGGGUGGUGUUCACCGUUUUCCACCAAAAGGAAAGGGUAUCAGUAAAGGCUGGGAAGGAGCAAGACAAUCAGCAUUAGGCUUUCACCUGGGCGUCACCCCCUCAGUCCUUAGGAGUCGCUACAACCUCACAGCAAAAGAUGUGGGCACUGCCACUAACAACAGUCAGGCAGUGGCACAGUUCUUGGAGCAGUACUACCACCCCGCUGACUUGUCUGAGUUUAUGAGUCUGUUUGCUAGAGGAUUCACACACAUGUCAGCUGUAGAGCGGGUCGUGGGCACUCAGGGCGGUGGGAAAGCCGGCAUUGAGGCCAGUCUGGAUGUGGAGUACAUCAUGAGCAGUGGAGCAAACAUUUCUACAUGGGUCUUCACAAAUCCAGGUCGUCAUGAGUCUCAGGAGCCGUUCCUUCAGUGGAUGCUGCUGCUCAGCAACAUGUCUGCAUUGCCUUGGGUCCACACCAUCAGCUAUGGAGAUGAUGAGGACAGCCUUUCUGAUGCCUAUAUGAACCGCAUCAACACCGAGUUCAUGAAAGCUGGCCUCAGAGGGAUUUCCAUGCUCUUUGCUUCUGGUGACAGUGGAGCAGGUUGUAGACACUUGACCAAGGAAAGAAAUACUUUUAGACCGAGUUUUCCUGCAUCCAGUCCCUAUGUGACCACUGUGGGGGGGACUUCUUUCAAGAACCCCUUCAAACUUACCUACGAGGUCACCGAUUACAUCAGUGGAGGUGGCUUCAGUAAUGUGUUUGCAAGGCCAGGUUAUCAGGCUGGUGCUGUUGACGCGUAUAUGAAGAGUGUUCAGCCUCUACCUCCUCAGACAUAUUUCAACAUCACUGGAAGAGCCUAUCCAGAUCUAGCUGCGCUUUCUGACAACUACUGGGUCGUUUCCAACCGGAUACCUGUGCCAUGGGUCUCUGGGACUUCGGCAUCAACUCCAGUAGUGGGCGGGAUUCUCUCCCUCAUAAACGACCAGCGCUUCCUGAAGGGACUUCCCUCAUUAGGAUUCAUCAACCCUCGCCUUUACAAACUGCAAGGCAAAGGUCUUUUUGAUGUAACAGAGGGAUGUCACCUGAGUUGUCUGGAUGAUACAGUUGAAGGGAAGGGUUUCUGUGCCUCCCCUUCAUGGGAUCCAGUAACAGGAUGGGGAACACCCAAUUAUCCUGCUCUUCUUAAAGCUCUUAUGAAUUGAGCUGCUGCUUGUUUAGUCAGAUUGCAAAAGAAAGGGCCACCCUUUUGCACUUUUUUUUUUUUUUUUUUUUUUUUUUUACUCUGAAAGAUAUGGUUUUAAAAAAAAUUGCUGAAUCAUCUAAAUGACUCAUUGUAUAAUCAUAUCAAGAUCUCAUGUUGCCAAUCAUUUAAGAAUUAUUUUCACAAAAGAAUGUUCUUUCAGUGUAAAAUGAACCUUUGAUGACUAGCUGCUUAACCCACCCACAGUUCCCCUCGUUUAACAGGUUGUGCAACAGUAGAUGAGGUUGAUUUGUCCUAAUGUAAAGGAUCAGGGUUUUACAAGUGUCUUUGGUGUGACAGAAAAUAUCAAUGAAUUUGAUCUACUUCAUACAUUUUUAUAUAUAUAUAUAUAUAUAUAUAUAUAUAUAUAUAUAUAUAAAUAAUUUUUUAGGAGACAAAGUUCAAUAAAGUGCAAUAUUUCCUAAUGAUAAAUUUCAGUUCCUUUUAAAUAGGCUAAACUAGAUCCUUUUAUCAUAAAUGUUAGGAUGUUCCAAGGUUUAGAUGAAGCAUGUGCUGAAACCAGCCUAAUUAUUAAACAUACUUGAGAACUGUAUAAACCAAUGGCCUGUUUUUGACAUUUUUAACUGGGUUGAUUUGACAGACUUUUGAAGAGGUCCUCAGGGAAUUAAAUCAUGAAUGGAUUUGUUGGCCUGGAACUACUAGGUUGGUGGUAAGAUUGAGAAUUUUUUUUUUCUAUUAGAUGUCUGGUGCACUGAAUGUUAUUUGAGCAACAGGUCCAACUUGUUUUUUUGUUUUUUUUGUUUGUUUUGAAAAUUGCAAAGCCUUCAGGAUUCUCUCUGAAAGGUUCAUUAAUAUUUUGAUGACUGGUGUUUCAUUUCUUUGCUUGAAAAAUACAAAUUAAAGUUUUUAUAUUGAAAUAAAAUGUCUUUUGUGAGCUUA
This is a messenger RNA of Carassius auratus (goldfish), 2706 nucleotides long. Its product is annotated as tripeptidyl-peptidase 1-like. Gene Ontology annotation, molecular function: serine-type endopeptidase activity; tripeptidyl-peptidase activity. Bases 95 to 1768 code for a protein of 557 amino acids. Lineage: Eukaryota; Metazoa; Chordata; Actinopteri; Cypriniformes; Cyprinidae. Gene Ontology annotation, biological process: proteolysis; central nervous system development. The transcript has 13 exons. The record is from RefSeq and is a predicted model, not a curated record.